UUCGCAAACCACGGAAAGAUGAAGUUUUCGCUACGUUAUACAACUGUCGACUUGCCAGACAAGAAAAAGAGGAUGCGCUCGAGAUCUCGAUCACGAGAGAGUUAUUACUGUAAGCGGAGAUACGAUAAAGAACUGAGUAAUUUGCAGGAACAAAUACAUAACCUAACAAAGGUUGUCGAGUCGUUGGUGCAUGGUAAUAUAAGACAAGCUUCACCAACUUCCUUACUUACCGAAAUUCGAGAUACGCAUUACGCAAAUGCUUAUAUUCUUCGGAACAAUAUGCUCAAUAUCUGUUAUGGGAAUUGCUUCUUCCACUGAAGAGAAUUUAUCUCAAACAUCGCAGUGUGUACAACCGAUAAAUUAUACUAUUUUCUUAAAACCACAAAACACUACUCUUUUUGUCAAUUCUACUGUUGUACUGAACGUGUCAUGUAAACAGCCACACAUAAAAUUAUACGUUCAACGUGAUUGUCAUAUGCAAAUAAACGUUCAAACUGAUAUUCAAUAUAAGUUUUUCUCACGGUGGAAAUUUACUAGAAUGAUACACACGUAUUCUUCGACACAACGAUUCGACAUAUUAACAAUCAGUCUGUUUAAAGAGAACCGCACAAACUUAUACCUGGAAAGACGAAAUAUGACUCUACAACCUGGAUUUUACAAAAUAAAUUCGAUAUAUAAUUGUACUUUAAAAGAAGUUGCAACGGUUCUCACUACAUACAGAAACCAAAACGAAACAAAAGAAGUUCUGGUUUUACCACGAAUUCCAAGUGAAUGGAUAUUUCCAUAUUGGAAAAAUCCAGCUAUCAAGUCUAGAUUUACCAUUCACAUUGAACAUAAAAACACUGUAACAGCUGUAUCAAAUAUGCCUGUUAAAUAUAAAUAUAGUAAACCAAAUAUAAUACGUACAGGAUUUGAUAACACACCUGCAAUAUCCACGCAUUUGGUAGCAUUAUUUGUCAUACCAAAUGUAUAUCCAACAAAUAACUUAACACGAGAUACAGUUACUAUUACAAGCAGUUCAAAAAUGAAAAAUGCCACACUAUAUGCACAAAUGUCUAUUUUCAAUGUCACUAAAAUUUUAAAAAAUAUGUUGAACGAUAUCAUACCACAAUCAUAUGUUCAUUACGCGCUACUUCCAAUAGUCUCUACUCACUACGAAAGUAGAAGUAUAAUAACUACUGGACUUGUUCUCAUCAGUGAAGCUCAUAGUAUUUAUAACCCAAAAGUAGAUUCGAUUAUACAAAAAAGAGAAGUAACUUGUUUGAUAGUACGAAGUGUGAUACAGGAAUUGUUCAGUAAUUGGAUAGCUAUAUUUAGACAGUCGGAUUCUUGGUUUUUGGAAGGAUUUUCAACAGUAUUUGGAAUUUACAUUCACGAUCAGUCUUUGGAAACAACUUUACUAGAAUCAAUUGUGGUCCAGACACGACGAAGCUUUUUGGAUUAUACAGAAGCAUUUAAUAACUAUGAUUUUCCACUUCAAAAUAAUUCCAUCAUAGUUCGAAAUUCAACUUUUAGAAAAAUGUGGCGAGACAAAGCAUUCAGUACCUUCUAUAUGCUUAGUGGCGUAUUUCAGCAUGAUUUUCUAUAUAUUUCUAUGUUUAAAGAAAUCGUAAAGUUAUAUUAUAAUACUAAUAAUACAUCAAAUAACACAUACGAUAACCUGUCAAUUCUCGAUAAGUUGUGGACUACAUACGAAAAUUUUGAGACGCAUUCCGUAUACAAGUCUCCAUACAUGAAGUCGUCAGAUAUCAAAAGUAUGAUAAGUUCAUGGACAGCACAAAGUGGUUAUCCUGUAGUACAAGUAAACCGACACAAUGAUACACAAUCUGUGUCAGCAAUGAUUAUAGACUGUUUUGACGUUGAUUCCAACGACAAAAUGCUGUGCAAACAAAAAUGGUGGAUACCUGUAACCUUUAAAACAAUAUUUAACACACAAGUUCUUGACACUUUUCAUCAUGUCCUAAAACCAGACGGAAAAUUAUUUUUUACAUCGGUUUUUCUUAAAAAUCAUAUUACUCUUGUCGUGAAUUGCUCAGGAUAUCGUGUCAACUAUGACCGUGAAUCUUGGAAGCGUAUUGCUUUUUUCCUAAAAAAUACAGAUCCGAAAAUCGUGGAUUUAUCUGAUGUCACUUUAGCACAAUUAUUAGACGAUGCUUUUUAUUUUUUGGUUCAAAAUACAGAGUAUAACAAAACUUUUGCUCCAUAUAAUAUUGAUUUAGACAUAUAUUUUGAACUUGCAAGCAGUAUAUUUCAUGGAAACAAUUCCUACACAGCGUGGUAUCCUGUUUUUAUUGCUCUUGAAAACAUGUCGAGAAUGUUUUUGUUCCCAGAAAGUGUUCUUUCAAGAAAUAUCAAGAUAAAACUCCUGAAAAUGUUGAACAAAUUUCUUGAUAGCAUGUCAAAUAUACAUAAAAAUAAUGUCAAUAAUGUCAAUACUCAAUUCUAUCACGAAGGUUUAAAAUGGAUAUGCAUUCUUGAUGAUUUAAAGUGCAAAGAACAUAUUAAUAGAAUAUUGAGUUGGCAGCUUACAACAAACAAACUUUUGCCAAGUUGGCAGAAGUGGAUAUAUUGCCAAGGAUUACUAUUAAAACCUCUCGAUUAUGAAGAUUUCGCUUUGUGGCACAUAAUAUUAAAUAUAUAUCGCACACAAGGAAAACUAGAAGAAUUCUUCGAACUCUUAACGUGUUUUAAACAAUACGAUGAUUUAGUUUUUUUUCUCCGUUUCCUUGAUAGUAACUCUUUACUAAGUACUAUCGGGAAUAAAAAGAAAAGUGUUGCUGUUAGUAUACUUUUCAACAUUUUUGCUUCGUAUUCAAAAACUUCAUUUGCGCUGACGAAUAUACUAUUCGCAGUAGAAAAUAAUAUAAUAAGAAACGUGAAUAUUCUAGCAAUAAUAAACUGUAUUAUUAACAACAUAUAUUCAAACCACGGCCUGUCCUUGGUAUGUUAUAAGAUUUCACUUACUUUUUGUAGCUAUAUAUGUCAAAUAGAAUUUCUUUGUAAGUUUAAUAUAUGUAUAUGUAUAUUUAUAUGCAUAAAAAUGUAUCGAGUUAUAUUGUGGUCUAGUUCCGUAAGUGCUUUUUGUGUACAAAAGAAUAUAAUGUUAAAUGGUAUUACACAAAAUAAGUAA
Pseudomyrmex gracilis is the source of this 3130-nucleotide messenger RNA. Its product is annotated as aminopeptidase N-like. NCBI's taxonomy places the organism in Eukaryota, Metazoa, Arthropoda, Insecta, Hymenoptera, Formicidae. Bases 257 to 3130 code for a protein of 957 amino acids. Gene Ontology annotation, biological process: peptide catabolic process; proteolysis. The record is from RefSeq and is a predicted model, not a curated record. Gene Ontology annotation, molecular function: peptide binding; zinc ion binding; metalloaminopeptidase activity. Gene Ontology annotation, cellular component: cytoplasm. The transcript has 11 exons.